AGUAGACAUUUCUGUGUUGUUUUUUGCCUUGUUCCUGACUGAAAAAGUAUGCAUCUUUGUAAAAUGGAGUAGAUAACGUGGCGUGCGUGCAGUGAUUAAGACGCAAGCGACGUUAGGCGUAACAUGCAUGGAAAUUAACACGGAAAUAUCGCAAAGAAAUAUACAUUAUUUUCACAGGCUCGUGGAUUUGUUUUUGAAUUUGAUCGUACACAGGCGGAGGAGUUGUUAUAUUUUUCAAAAUGGAUAAUUUCUACAACCACGGCGAUGGCGAUCCCAUGUCCAUCAUGGAUAUGAUUACUUGCGAUGACAGGCACGAAAUGGAUAAUUUAUUCGUUUUGCAUUCGGAUUCUGACAGGCAUGAAACCGAUUUGAAAAUUGAAAACCCCGGUCUUCCGGAUUUCGACAACAUUCUGCCAGAGAAUACCUCAGAUAUGGACGAUUUGGAGUGGCUUCAAAACGCAGCCAUGGACCAGCUGAACCAAGCUGUGCACGAAUCGGAAAACACGGACCCCAAUUUAUUAGUGAAUCCGCGAACUGUCAUUCCAAUCCACUUGCAGCAAACGUCAUCCCAACAGGUGCGAGACGCAAUGUUGACUGACAGUUGUAACAAUGUUACACUUACCGUGAACAAUGUAACAACAUCGCAAGUUCAGAGUGCUGUCCAAUCGCUAGCCAGUCUCAACUCUAAUAACAAUGAUGAAAUGGACACUGGUUAUAAUAUUACACGUGUGACACUACCUGGUCAGUCGGGCAGUAAGAAUGUCAUGUCUCCUUCCCUUAGCUCCCCAGUGUUAGUAGGCCAUUUACAAAACGGACCACAGAUGAAUCAUAAAUCUUUUGUGACUGCAACAUCCCAGAGUGACCAGCCACAAGAGAAAGUUUUUCCCAAACCAGUAUUUUCUUACAGCUGUCUAAUUGCUCUUGCUUUGAAAAACAGUGAAAGUGGAAACUUGCCUGUCAGUGAGAUAUAUAGUUUUAUGAUAGAAAACUUUCCGUACUUCAAGACUGCACCAGAUGGUUGGAAGAACUCUGUCCGUCACAAUUUGUCCCUGAACAAGUGCUUUGCGAAGGUGGACAACCCCAAGUUGAGUGCUAGUGCUAAGAAGGGCUGUUUGUGGGGGCUGAACCCUGCCAAGGUGGUCAAGAUGGAGGAGGAGAUUUCCAAGUGGGGGAAGAAAGACCUCCCAGCUCUCCUCAAGAGUAUGGCUUUUCCAGAAAACUUAGAAGCAAUAGAGAAAGGAGAAGCAGGUUUGCGUUCCCGAGAGAAAAAGUCCCAAUCAAAGUUUACGGACACGUCAGUGUCUAAUAUACCUUCACAAACAUUGCCUGUGACGCCCAAGAAACAAGUGCACAGAGACUCGAACCAGAACACACACUAUGUGACAAUAUUAAACCAGUCAAUUAAAAUGGAGCCUGCAUCACUGGAUUCAAGUUUUUCUCUUGACCCGUCUUUAGCAGACACAGCUGUUCAGAAUGGACUCUGGGAUGAGGACCUGGUGUCAAAUUUCGGCAUGGACAGCGCUUCCUCGAUGUCUGUCAACCUGAGCUCCCCCCUCCUGCAGUCCGGUUCCCCCGUGCCUUAUACGAUGUCCUCAGGUAUAUUUGGUUCCAACGCGUCCAAUCAGAGACCAGCUCACCUGUACAGUUCUAGUCCUGUUCUGCUUGGAACCUCAUCUCCGUCCAGUCUAGGAACCAGCUUAAUUAACGUGACAUCCCCGGCAAGGACACUGUUCGCAAGAUAAUAUAUUCCAUUUGUGUUGUGUUGUUCCAUUAUUCCUGUCUGCCAUGUGUUUUCAUAGAUUAUAGUGCACGACAAAAUAAAUGGCAUAUAUGUUAAUACCAGUAAUUUUUCUACUUGAGGAAGUAAGACAGAAAAAUUGUAUUUAUGAUUAAAAGUAAAUGGCAACAGUUUUAAACAUUUUGUUAAAGAGCUUAAAAAAGUAAAUAAUCAUGAAAUUAUAUAUAUAUAUUUUUUUAAUAUAUAUCUUGUUUUAAUUCCUUUGCAUACUUAAUUUACUUAAGUAUAUUCAUUUAACAGUUAGUUUUUGCAAAGAUAAGCACACCAAACCUGUAAGAAGUACACAUAGUAAUUCAAUAAGGACAUUACAAUGCCCAAUUUUACCUACAAUAAAAUAUCAAAACCCAUUGUCUACAUCUGUCAAAGCAGUAAUUUAUUGUGCCUUUAAUGUCUUAUCAAUUCAGAGCAAUUGAGUUUUAGCCUGUGCCUUCUGAAAGUCGUGUACUAUAAUCUGUAUUUAAUUAUGUAGACAAAAACUAAUGUUUGAGUCUGAAAACUUGUAGAUUUUGGGGGUUUUGAGGGCAGAACAUAAUUUAUAUGUCUAUAAUCUGAAGGUUGAUCCAUCAGUUUUGUUUUUUGUGUGUAGUAAGUCCAAGAAGUUUUCUGAGGUACAAAUCUUAAACUCCAAGGCUUUCUGUUUUCUAAGGUUAGAAUAUGGAGCUUUUCUGUUUUCUGAGGUUAGAACAUGGAGCUCUUUUGUUUUCUGAGGUUAGAACAUGGAGCUCUUUUAUUUUCUGAGGUUAGAACAUGGAACUCUUCUGUUUUUUGAGGUUAGCUGAAACUUAAAGCUGUUUUAUUUGAGGCAUGAACAUAGAGUUGAUUUAUAUUCCAAGUUGCAAUAAGUCUUGGAUGAUUGAUUCAUCAUAUUGGUGCAUUUUUUUCAUUUCAUUAAUCAGUGCUUUUACUACUUUUGACUAACAAAAGUUUGACUAAAUAAUAACAUUGUGUACAUUUUUGUUUCAUAAAUAAUAUUAAUAGGAGGCAAGUUGUUGAUGACAACAUUUAGUUUGCUUCUUUGUAGCUGUUUUUAGUACUACGUCCUUUUGCCGUACAAGUUGGCCAAUUCUUUAAAUUUCCUACUGUUAGUUUAUUGAGUAAUGUGUCAUUUUAAUCUAUCCAGCUGUUAGGUAUAUUUACUAUAUUUUAAAAGCUCACUCACUCCCAUCCCAACUAAAAAAAAGAAACAAAAUUGUAUUGGCUUAAUGCUCAAAACUGUUUUAAGAAGUUGCUCAAAUUAGAAUUUUCUAGUUUUAUUGUCGCCACGAUCUAUAAAGACUGAGUUUCCUUCAAAUGCUUGUUUUACAAUGAAUUUUUAAAACAUUUUAUUUUACAACUUCAUCAGUAUUAUAUGGAUACCAUUAAAGUGAUUGAAAUUGUGUACAAAACUUCAAGAGAAACUUGGCUGCAAUAUUUUAUCUGAUUGGCUGAGUUUGACAACUGCUUUGAUGUUUAGAAUCUUCUAGGUUUUAGGAGUCAUUCCAUUCUAUUUAAUGCAGUUAAUUUUGAUAUCCUCCUUUAAAUCUUUAUGUAAACAAAUGUUUCAAGAAAUGCCCAAGUUAGGUAUGACUUUAUUAUUGGAUACCAGUUUCAUUUCAUAUGACUAUUGCCCUUGCACUAUAAUUUCCGAAAAACUGCUGACUCUUUAUAAACAGUUCAUAAAUUAAAUUUUUAUACCUUUUAAGCAGGUUACAGGGAACAUUUUCUUCAGUAUAGUGUCGUGAUUCAUUGGAGAUCCUACACAAUUUUAAAACAUUAAACAGUAGUUGCUAAUCAAUUUUCAAUUGAUUAGAAAUAUCACUGAUAAAAAUAUUUAGCUGAUCAGUGUUAAUGGUUGUAUUUUAUCCUGCAAUUUUCUGCAUAUGCAAGUCACUUUGCACAUACAUGAAAAUGUAUUAUGGUAAUAGUUCAGCAAGUUUAGGAUACUUAACAUUGUAAUAUUCUAAAUGGCCAAAAGCAAAAGGAACAACAAGUAGACAAAAAAUUAGUUACCAGUACACCCAUUCCAACCCCAGUAGUCCUAACUUCUUAAAGGGACAUACCCUAGUUUUUAAACACUAAGGCAUAUUUUUUUUACUAUUAGAGCCUGUUUUUUGACAACUGAAAUCAUACUUUACUUAGAUUGUAUUGUUUAUAUUAUCCAUUUCC
Messenger RNA from Gigantopelta aegis, 3943 nucleotides. RefSeq names its product forkhead box protein N4-like. Bases 240 to 1742 code for a protein of 500 amino acids. Gene Ontology annotation, biological process: regulation of transcription by RNA polymerase II. NCBI's taxonomy places the organism in Eukaryota, Metazoa, Mollusca, Gastropoda, Neomphalida, Peltospiridae. The record is from RefSeq and is a predicted model, not a curated record. Gene Ontology annotation, molecular function: transcription cis-regulatory region binding; DNA-binding transcription factor activity, RNA polymerase II-specific. The transcript has 6 exons.